UGAUCUCCACAAACUCCUGUUGUUGUUUGAUUCCUUUAUUUGACCGUGAAAACUAUACAUUAGUUAGUAAUUACUUCUUGAAAAUACAUCCAAUAUAUCCUUAUACAUACCAUUUGACAAUCGAUGAGUCUUCAACUUCUAUUAUCUAUUACCAAUUCACGUCUAUUUUUGAUCCAUUGACUCUAAAUUGAUUUUGAAGUGUAUCAGAAGAAAAAAAAAUUAGUAUCAACAAACAUCCACACCUCAGAUCACACCCACAAACAGAACCAAGCAGACUUGUUUUGAUUUUGAUAAAAAUGGCAGCCAAAUAUCAUUUAACCAAACUCUGUGUUUGAAUCAAGGACCAAAUGACAUCAAUCCCAUUGUCUAAGGAAGUAAUUGAAUGGGUGAUACCGACACCGACGUUGGGUGAUCUCUCCCAUAACUCUACUGAUAUAGAGAAUGAUAUUGAUUAUCUUUUAAAUUGGUUGCAUCCUUAUUUCCCGCCAUCAUUGAUCAAUCAACAACAGAUUCAAGAUAAUAAUUGGAUUCAAUUCAAUAACAGCAGUCAUAAGUUGUUCAAUAAGGUGGUUGAACCUUCAAAAAGAGUGAAAGCUGCCAUCAGGAGUUGUUUGAAGGAUGAUGCCAAUCAAUUGGAAUUUGUCAAAUUAUACAAUAAUUCAAUCACCAUCAAAUUGAAUAGUUUCUUUAAUCACUUGACCAAUAGUUCAAAUUUAACGUUUUUAAACUAUUUCAACUUGAUCAAGAUCAUCAAUGGUUAUUUCAAUUCCAUACUACAAUACCUUAACAUGUCACCUUUAUCAAAAGAUUUAUUUAGACGAAAUUUAAAUUCAUUGUUUUAUAAUAAUCUUAUUAAAGAUGAUAAACUGCAUUUCUUACCAUUAUUACUGAAUUAUUUAGAUGAAUCACUUUAUAAUGGAGAUACUACUUCUGCGGGAACCAACCCUCCUUAUUCCGUUGCCUCAAUCAAUGAAAUCAUACAUACCUUAAGUUCAAUCAACUUAAUUAAUGAAGUAAAUCAUAUCAUGAUUCAAUUAUCGAUUAAAAAGAUCAAAUUAUUUAUAGUUGAAAAUUGUUCAAAAGUAUGGAAUAAGUACUUACUCGAAUUAAUCAAUCAAUAUAUUCAACAUAAAAUAUAUCCUAAUUUUUUAAUAAGUUUGAAAUAUUCAACUAUAAAUAUCGAUGCAAAUUCUUAUCUUUAUGAUUUGAUUAAAAUCGCUCAUGAUGAAUUGGUGUCAUUAAGAAUUAAAGAGAUUUAUGAAAUCAUUCUAAAUUAUCCUACAAGUUCAAUUGCAUUGUAUGAAUUAUAUCAGUGUUUCCUGAUAAAAUUCAAUCAUUCAAAUUACAACCAACAACAACAUAAUCAAUUAGAAGAUUCGAAUUCUUCUUCCACUAACCUAAUCAAUGAUGUAUCUCAUUUAUCUAAUUUCUCAUAUUUGGUAAACUUUUCUUUAAAGUCUCAAUCCUAUCAAAGAACUAAAUUAGUUGAAAAUUUCAUCAAAUUAAGUCAUGAAAAGAUUUUACAUUCGGGUGCAAAUACAGUCGAUGUAAUAACCACUUAUAUCAAAACUAUAAAAUCAUUUUUAAUCAUAGAUCCGAAGGGAGUUUUACUAGACAAGGUGGUAAGACCAAUCAGAACUUAUUUGAAAACUAGAGAAGAUAUCAUUAUAAAAAUUGUUCAUGGUUUAUUAGAAGAAGAUGAUUCCAAAAAUGAUUUAGUGGAGUUGGCUCAAGAUUUAAGAAAAGUUGAUCCACCAAAUAAACAACAACAAACAAGCAUAGAUGAUGGAUUGGAUUUGAAUUGGAUACCUGAUCCAAUUGAUGCAUUACCCGAUUUCAAAAAGGCUAAAGUAACAGAUAUUAUUGAAUCUUUAAUUUCAAUAUUUGAUUCCAACGAGAUAUUCAUAAGUGAAUUUACAAAAUUAUUUGGUCAACGAUUAAUUAAUAUUCAUGAUUAUGAUGUCCAAAAAAUUGAAACUUAUCUUGAUUUAUUGAAGGUAAGAUUCGGUAAAGAUGAAUUCACGUCUUUGGAUAUAAUGAUUAAAGAUAUAAAAGGAAGUAAAACCAUGAAUCAAAUAAUCCAGAAUAAUAUGAAUGGUAAUCUUAGUCACUUUCAUACUUCAAUUUUAUCUCAUCUUUAUUGGCCAACUGUUAUUGAAAAUUUAUCUGAUGAAAGAGAUUAUUUUAAUGUCCCUAGUGCUAUCGAACAGGCUUUUAAAAGUAUGUCAGGUCAAUUCAAUGAACAAAAAUCAGGUAGAAGCUUGAAGUUUUUACCUAGUUUAGGAUCAGUUAAAUUGCAACUUGAAUUCAAAAAUAAUAUUUCCAAAGAAUUUGAGGUUAGUCCAGAUAAGGCAUCUAUAAUAUCUUUAUUUAAUGACCAAAAUGAAGAAUUAUCAGUCGAAUACAUAAGCAAGACAUUAAAUAUGCCUACUUAUAUGGUAUCCAGUGGAUUGAAUUUUUGGGUAAAGGAAGGAGUAUUAAUUGAACUUACUAAGUCGCUAUACAUUGUGAACGAUGAUGAUGACGACGAUGAGGAAAAUAAUAACUUGAAUACUAAUAACGAUUUAAGACUUAGAAGUGCAACUACUACAGGUCCUAGUUCAGCAACAUCAAGAUAUGAAGAGACCAAACCAUUCGAAGAUCUAUAUGUGCUUUGGCCCUUCAUUCAAAUCUUGUUGGAGAAUAUUUCGAUGCUUACAUCUUCAAAGAUUCUUACUUUAUUAAAAUUAAGAGUACCUAAAGAAACUUUUGAUGUACAAGCGUUAAGUCCUAGUUACUUUGAAGAAUAUUUGGAUUGGUUAAUAGAACAAGAAAGGUUGGAAUUACAGGGUAGUAGUUUCAAAUUAAAGAAUUAAUAAUAUUAUGAAUUAUGAAUUAACUAAUCUAUAGAAAGUAA
Molecule: messenger RNA, 2896 nt
Organism: Scheffersomyces coipomensis
Lineage: Eukaryota; Fungi; Ascomycota; Pichiomycetes; Serinales; Debaryomycetaceae
Product: anaphase promoting complex subunit 2
Exons: 1
Coding region: 348-2855 (835 amino acids)
Biological process (GO): protein K11-linked ubiquitination; metaphase/anaphase transition of mitotic cell cycle; ubiquitin-dependent protein catabolic process
Cellular component (GO): anaphase-promoting complex
Molecular function (GO): ubiquitin protein ligase binding
Source: RefSeq, a predicted model, not a curated record